CGCACCGUCUGUCUUCUCUUUCCCAGCUGAGAGACAAAACACCAAACAUGGGUUUUGUGGGUCUCGGUUCAUCGGUGCUCUUUGUCUCCUUGGUCGCUCUGAGCUCCGCGGCGGGCUCGGACGCGCCCCGGGGAGUCGCGGUCGGGUUCGUUUUCGACCCUAAAGCGAAGUGCGAACCGCCGUGCGACCACGGAGGCAUCUGCAUCCGCAACAACACAUGCUUCUGCUCCAAGGGCUAUGAAGGAGAGACCUGCCAGUAUGCCAACUGUUAUCCCAAAUGUAAGAAUGGAGGAACGUGUCUUCGCCCUGGAAAAUGCAGAUGUCCUCCUGGAUUUGGAGGAAGAUACUGUCACAAAGUGACGUGUGACGGUGGAUGCUGGAACGGAGGGGAAUGCAGCGCUGUCAACGGAGUGGCCAAGUGUAUCUGCCCCUCAAGCUGGGCAGGCUCAAAAUGCCAAGAGGCAAUCUGUCCACAAGGCUGUAGGAACGGGGGAAUAUGUGUGGCUCCAGGAAUCUGCAGCUGUCCGGAGGGAUGGCUGGGCGGUGCCUGCCACACUGCUGUGUGCACUCAGUCCUGCCUGAAUGGAGGAAAGUGUAUUUCUCCAGAGAAAUGCCGCUGCCGCCCCCCUUUCUCUGGCCCUCGCUGCGAGGAGAGGAACAAGUCCCACUAGUGUGUCCCCGCCACGGGUCAAAGGUCAUUGAGGCCCAAUAAGGGCCCUUAUGCUGAUGAGGACGGUACAAUUCCUUUAGCUGAAACAUUUGUAGUUUUUACAUUUUUUUUACUCCUAUGUAUUCGUUUUUAAGAAACCUUGAACCUGUUACAUGUUCUCACUUGACUGUAUAAACAUGCUCUGUAAUGUGCUGUAAUUUGUUCCAUUAAAUGAGUAAAAGAGUAA
Cottoperca gobio is the source of this 896-nucleotide messenger RNA. It is a transcript of the gene seraf, whose product is annotated as Schwann cell-specific EGF-like repeat autocrine factor. Bases 48 to 671 code for a protein of 207 amino acids. Gene Ontology annotation, molecular function: signaling receptor binding. Gene Ontology annotation, biological process: anatomical structure development. Gene Ontology annotation, cellular component: cell surface; extracellular region. NCBI's taxonomy places the organism in Eukaryota, Metazoa, Chordata, Actinopteri, Perciformes, Bovichtidae. The transcript has 5 exons. The record is from RefSeq and is a predicted model, not a curated record.